CUUUAGUGGUUCACUGGCUGUAAUCAUAACCGCUGUUUACGAGGAGCUCCCGUUUUGAUGUGACAGCUCCUCUCUCGCGCAGUUCCUUUCUUUCCUCGAGCCGUGAACGGAUGUCCACCAUGUUCGCACUGACCCCACCUGGAUGUGCUUACACUGUUGGACCUCGACGGAAUGAGCAGUUGAGACUGAGAGGAGCAUUUUAGGAUACCGCUACACUUGGGAAAGAAUAACACGUCUUCUCCGGGAAAAGGAAACGGCUCCACGUUUUUUUAAUUAAAGUGGACGUCUAACGUCAGGGCUUUGCCGGUUCUGUUUGGCAACUCUCCUGUACCUUAGAUCGCUUCUCUGAUCGCUUCUGUUCCUCUGAAGCCAACACGGAGGAGGAGGAACACUGGUCUUCCCAGAGGUGGUGUUUUCAACUUUGAACGGCGUGACGGUCACGUUUGGUCAGUAUAGGUUAUACUUUGGCGGUGGCAUGUUGGUCAGUCUCUUCUUUGUCUGUGCUGGUUCAAGGUAUCCACGGUACAGCUUGUGAGAAGCCGAGACGGGACUCGACUCGGAGGGAGAAAGUAUAAAAAAUGUUUGGUCUCUUCGUAAGGGCGAUGCCGUCGGUGUUCACACAAUAAUGCACGGACCAAAACAAGCACAUCGUCUCGUCUGCCAAACCUAUUUUCACCUAAAAUAGACUGAAAGCUCCUAACACCUCUGGACGACGACGACACUCGAAAAAGAAGAGAAAACAACCUCCCCUCUCCUCUCUUCUCCCCCCUCCCCUCCUUCCACAUCGUCCUGCUCCACCCCGGCCAAGCCCCGCCCCCCCUCCUCUUGAGCAAUCAACACCGGGUUUAAAAGAUCCUCCUGUUUGUCCGUUUUUUUCCACACUCCUCCCCACCUCCCCCAUUUCCCCUUCACCCCUUCAAGCCCCAUCAUCCUCCCCGUUGCCAUGGAGAAUCUCAGCGAGCUGCAGAACCCCUUGCUGGACAAGAACAGCAAGCAUGUGGUCAACGGCUACGGGGGUGACUUCCCCAACCACCAGUACCAGGAGAACAUCAUCAAUUACUUUGUCAAGGGAGGAGUGGGCGGAGUCGGCGCCGGAGGAGUAGGUGGAGGUGGAGGGAAGGUGAACAACUCUAACAUGCUCAGUGGAGGAGGAGGUGGAGGAGGAGGCAAGACAAAGUCCCAGCAGCUGCUGGACGCCACCUCGCUGCACCUGGCCGUGGAGGCCUUCUACCGGCCCAGCUUCAUCCUCUACAAGGAGGACAAGGAGGAUAAGGAGGCGGCGGCCCGGGAGCACAAGAGCAGCGAGUGCUGCGAGACCACCUUCACGGAGAAGGGCAAGGCAGGGGAGUCCCCCGCCGCAGAGGAGCCCGGGGCCAAGCUGCUGCUCCUGCAGCAGGCCGAGGACGGCGAGCACGUCAAGAUCCAGACUGUCUCCUACGAGGUGGAGGAGGAGGAGUACGUAGAGUAUGAGACGGACUGCUCCAGCGAUAGCGAGAGUGAAGAUAACUUCAUAGUGGUCCCUCCCCGAGACCACCUGGGCCUGGCUAUCUUCUCCAUGCUCUGCUGCUUCUGGCCUCUGGGGAUAGCAGCCUUCUACUUCUCACAGGGGACCAGCAAGGCAGUGAACAAAGGGGACUUCCCCAUGGCCCACAUUGCGUCCCGCCGGGCCCUGUUCCUGGCCGCCCUCUCCAUCACCAUCGGCACCGGCGUCUACGUGGGCGUGGUAGUGGCGCUCAUCGCCUACCUCUCCAAACCGGGCCAGAUAUAGCGGCGGCGGCGGCGGCGGCGGC
Molecule: messenger RNA, 1790 nt
Organism: Gadus chalcogrammus (walleye pollock)
Lineage: Eukaryota; Metazoa; Chordata; Actinopteri; Gadiformes; Gadidae
Gene: syndig1l
Product: synapse differentiation inducing 1-like
Exons: 6
Coding region: 944-1768 (274 amino acids)
Cellular component (GO): membrane; intracellular membrane-bounded organelle
Source: RefSeq, a predicted model, not a curated record